Molecule: messenger RNA, 1509 nt
Organism: Cryptomeria japonica (Japanese cedar)
Lineage: Eukaryota; Viridiplantae; Streptophyta; Pinopsida; Cupressales; Cupressaceae
Product: lipase-like PAD4
Exons: 4
Coding region: 1-1509 (502 amino acids)
Biological process (GO): lipid metabolic process
Source: RefSeq, a predicted model, not a curated record
AUGCCUAUCAAGAAUUUAUCCAAACAGAACAAGGAACAACCCAUUGUAUUUGUGGGUCAUUCUAUAGGAGGUGCUAUAGCGACCCUGGCUACGAUCUGCUUUCUGGAUAAGAGGCUGAAAAAUAUCUAUCCUUUAUGCAUUACAUUUGGCUCUCCUUUGGUGGGAAAUGCUGCUCUUAGAGAAUCAAUUGGUUACCAUGAUUGGUUUGGAAGAUUUUGUCAUGUUGUUUCAAAACAUGAUGUUGUUCCUCGCAUGCUCCUUGCACCAUUUGAAUCAGUUGCAGCGCAUUUGAAUUCGAUAUUGGGCAAUGCCUCAGAUCCUCAAGAAGAUUGCAGGAAACUUCUUGAUAAUUUCAAGCGCCAUGGAGAGUCUAGCCCAUAUAAACCCUUUGGUGCUUAUAUGUUCUGUUCAACCUACGGAGCAGCUUGUAUCGAGGACAGCCAAGCGGCCUUGGAGAUUCUAAUUUUAACUUUGCAAAGCAUAGAAGAAAAUGAUAUUUCCGGUGCAUUGAUUUCAGAACACACAAGUUAUGGUGAUUUGUUGGAACAUGUAAUUGAAAGUGGAUACUCAACAAGAACUUCAAACAUCUCUUCAGCAUCCUCCUUUGAGAUGGGGAUAGCACUGCAAUUAGAAGCCAUGGGUUUUCAGACUCAGAUUAGCUUAGUCCAGACUGCAUUUGAUGCCCUGAAAAAAGCUGCAGAUUUGAAACACAAGCAUGACAUGGAAAUUAAGAAUCUAACUUCAAAGUUGAGCGAGAACCAAAGUAGAAUGGCAAUGUUGGAAUGGUACAUUAAAAUAGCGUGCAAGGGCAUCAGUCGUUGCUCCUACAAUGUUUUCAGAGACCUGGGUGGAAAGGUAGAUUUUAAAGCCAAUGAAAUUAGAGUAUAUCUACAUCCCUUCUGGGAUAAAAUUACUAAUAUGGUGAAGAAUCAUCAAUUGCCCAGUGACUUCCGAAGCAGAGACAAAUGGAUAUAUGCUGGCAAAGCAUACAGAAAACUUGCAGAGCCUCUGGACAUUGCAGACCACUAUCGACAGCAGAGCUAUCUAUCAAUUCAGAACAGGGAAAGCUAUCUAUCGAUUCAGAAGAGGCCGCUCCGUUAUCGGGUUCUGGAAAAAUGGCUGGAUGAUAAAAUGCAAACGCUCCUUGAUAGUGGCCUAAAUGUCAAAAAGGAUCGCACAAUGUUUGCAUCCUUAAUUGAGGACUCUUGUUUCUGGGCUCGUGUAGAAGAAGCUGAUAAAGACUUGACAAAUCUCCAGCAAGAGCAAGAGCAAACAGUCAAUGCCCAUAUCAAGAAAAGCCUCAAAGAUUUUGAAGUUUAUGUGUCGAAGAUGAUCGAGGAGAAAAGUAUUUCCGAGGAGGUUUUCUUUGAAGACAGCGGGUUCAUGAUAUGGUGGGAAAAAUACAAAGAGUUUCAACUGCAAUACUCAGAAGAGUGGGAAUCAAGCUCCCCUUUGCUCAAAUCCAUGGGAGAGGUCAAGAAAUUGGGAGUUCAGAAGACAGGGUUUUGA